Molecule: messenger RNA, 144 nt
Organism: Scutellospora calospora
Lineage: Eukaryota; Fungi; Glomeromycota; Glomeromycetes; Diversisporales; Gigasporaceae
Source: the annotation of a GenBank genome assembly
AUGAAAAUAUUAAUUUGUCAGUCUAAAAAUAUAGUUAGAAAUAUUAAAAAAGAAAUUGAAAGAAAAAAACAAAUAUUAUUAAAAGAUUCAAAUGAACCAAAAGAAUUAAUUGUAGAAGUGAUCGAAGAAAUUAUUAAUAAUAAU